Molecule: messenger RNA, 591 nt
Organism: Spodoptera litura
Lineage: Eukaryota; Metazoa; Arthropoda; Insecta; Lepidoptera; Noctuidae
Biological process (GO): mitochondrial respiratory chain complex I assembly
Cellular component (GO): respiratory chain complex I; mitochondrial inner membrane
Source: RefSeq, a predicted model, not a curated record
UCAAUAUUUGACAUUGACAGGUCUGGGUUACUAUCAGACAGAUUUGCGCAGUGUAUUCUUUAUUUCUUUGGAUUUUUACCAAAAAAUCCUUACAUAAAUAGUAAAAUGUUGACUAGAACAUUAGCCUCACGGGCUGUUCUGCUAAAAGCCUUUAAAAAUGCUGCAGAUAACGUGAAACAAGCUAAAAGAAACUCAGGCCAUGGUACAUGGUCAUACCGAGUACCACCACCCAUGCCGUCUAGGAAAUCUGUCUUAUUAGCUGAGGGUCUUGGAGCAGUGGCCUGGUGGUGGAUCUUUUGGCAUCUCAUUACGGAACCAGACCAUGUCUUUGGUGAAUUUCCAUAUGUUGAUCCCGGAUCCUACACCGAUGAGGAACUUGGCAUACCACCUGACUCCGAAGGCUCAUUGAGGAAGUGAACAUGAAUAUAAAUAAUUUGUAGUACUUUUUUCUGUUGAUGUUAAUUAAAUUAUGUAAAAUAAUCUAUAGGCUUAUUUGUUUGUUGUUUCCUUUAAUGAACAAUAUUUUAUAUGAUAGGAUGUAUCGGGUCACUUUGUCAAAUGAAAUGGAAUAAAUAUUAAACUUGGUAACUA